Messenger RNA from Pecten maximus, 777 nucleotides. RefSeq names its product zinc finger protein 30-like. NCBI's taxonomy places the organism in Eukaryota, Metazoa, Mollusca, Bivalvia, Pectinida, Pectinidae. The record is from RefSeq and is a predicted model, not a curated record. The coding region runs from base 1 to 777 and encodes 258 amino acids. The transcript has a single exon.
AUGGUGUCAGGAUACAGUUGUUGGGAGAUUGGUGUCGAGAAGAUGGUGUCAGGAUAUGGUUGUCGGGAGAUUGGUGUCGAGACGAUGAUGUCAGGAUAUGGUUGUCGGGAGAUUGGUGUCGAGACGAUGGUGUCAGGAUAUGGUUGUCGGGAGAUUGGUGUCGAGACGAUGGUGUUAGGAUAUGGUUGUUGGGAGAUUGGUGUCGAGACGAUGGUGUCAGGAUAUGGUUGUUGGGAGAUUGGUGUCGAGAGGAUGGUGUCAGGAUAUGGUUGUCGGGAGAUUGGUGUCGAGACGAUGGUGUCAGGAUAUGGUUGUUGGGAGAUUGGUGUCGAGAGGAUGGUGUUAGGAUAUGGUUGUUGGGAGAUUGGUGUCGAGACGAUGGUGUUAGGAUAUGGUUGUUGGGAGAUUGGUGUCGAGAGGAUGGUGUCAGGAUAUGGUUGUCGAUAUAUUGGUGUCGAGAGUAUGGUGCCAGAAUACAGUUGUUGGGAGAUUGGUGUCGAGAGGAUGGUGUCAGGAUAUGGUUGUCGGGAGAUUGGUGUCGAGACGAUGGUGUCAGGAUAUGGUUGUCGGGAGAUUGGUGUCGAGACGAUGGUGUCAGGAUAUGGUUGUCGGGAGAUUGGUGUCGAGAGGAUGGUGUCAGGAUAUGGUUGUCGGGAGAUUGGUGUCGAGACGAUGGUGUCAGGAUAUGGUUGUCGGGAGAUUGGUGUCGAGAGGAUGGUGUCAGGAUAUGGUUGUCGGGAUAUUGACGUCGGGAGAUGGGCAUCCAUUGGUGUUUAG